This is a messenger RNA of Octopus bimaculoides (California two-spot octopus), 2924 nucleotides long. Its product is annotated as dopamine receptor 1. The record is from RefSeq and is a predicted model, not a curated record. Lineage: Eukaryota; Metazoa; Mollusca; Cephalopoda; Octopoda; Octopodidae. Gene Ontology annotation, cellular component: dendrite; plasma membrane. Gene Ontology annotation, biological process: G protein-coupled receptor signaling pathway, coupled to cyclic nucleotide second messenger; chemical synaptic transmission; adenylate cyclase-inhibiting serotonin receptor signaling pathway. Gene Ontology annotation, molecular function: G protein-coupled serotonin receptor activity; neurotransmitter receptor activity; serotonin binding.
CACCUGGUCCAUUCACAGCAAUGUGCGCUGUUUGAAGCAACGUUGCAGCUCGCCCACUCUUCAUUCAGCUUACAAAUCGUGAAAAUACUAUCAUUUUUAACAGCCUAUUGUAAACUACACAAUUCGAACCCGUUUUAAAUUCGCACUCGCUCUGGGGCAAUGUUUAUAUCUUUUCAUUCAUUUAUACUCAUUCUAUCUUCUAUCUAAGACUCUCUCGCUCUCCUUCUCUCAAUUUUCAUAUUUGCAUAAUGUAAGUGGGAUAGCACUAGGUUCGACCGCUGCUACGUGAACUUUCUCUCCUUUUCCCUACCUUUUCCAUAAUAUUCGAUAAACAUUAAGCAAACUAUCCGUCAUAGGUAUCUCUGUGAUUACAGCUACUACUACUAUUACUAUUAACAAUCUUCAUUUCCUCCCCGUUAAAAAUAAUGCCCACAGUAGCCGUGAUUCGAACUCGCGAUUCUUCGAAUUCAACGAUUGAGACCCAAAACAACCGACUUGUCCACACACAUAUUGUUGUCACUGUUCGGUAGUCUUCAAAAUAAAGUACAAAAUUAACCUCUUCACCACCGUGCAUCCAGCAUUUCUACCACACACACACACACGCACACACUUAAAUUAGAUACCGUGUUGUUCUCUCCCCACUCCUCACGACUGCCAACCCUCUUCACAUUCAUCAUUUUCACCUGUCUUACAGCUGUGUUAAUUAACAGGUAAAGGAAUUGAAAAAAAAAACUAAUAAACAUAAUUAUCUUUACUAUAAUAAUCUUAAUUCUAGUUGACUUUAAGACUGUCCCCGAGCAAAAAUUUAGCUGCCUGCGAUACGACACGAACCCACAACUAUACUUCCGAAAAACCGAUUCGCUAUCCACUUGACCAAUGCGACAGGAAAACAACACCUGCGCAACUGCUAACUUCCUAAACUCUAAAAGGUAAAUUCAGGUGCGGGAAUCGAUGAAAAAUUUGGUCGGAUUUUUUGGACAGGUAGGCAGACAGAUUACCUGACAGACAGAAAGACAGACAGGCAGGUAACGAAGCAAUUAGGCUUAUUAUAUACACCUGGCUGUAGAACAUCUACACAUUACGUAAGAACGAUUAAUCAACAGCAUGGUUUUAGCACUUGCAUCGUCUAGCUUCACCAAAUAGCAAUUUAUCUCACAUCAAAGCGAAACGAAGAAAGAAUUACAAAAGAAAACUAGAGAACGAAAAUACCUGAAGUGAAAAAAUAGAAGAGAAGGAUUAAAGAAUCUAAACUAUAUUGAAACAUCAAAGAAGUUUGGAGUGGGCGAGGAAUUAUUUGAUGAAAAGAUAAACAUUGAGAACAGCAACACCGAUUCUGGCUGAUUCUGAAAUAAAUUUAUUUGGAUGAGUGAAAAGUAAAUUUAUCAAAAAUAUCACAGAUUCCCUGCUCUGUCAACAGGGGAAUUUAUUCUUGUACAAGAAGUUUACCAUUCUUUGAAUAAACAUGGGUUCCUACGAAGACUCCGAUGGUUACAAAUACGUCUACACGCUCUACUACAACUCAUCAGCUGGGAAACUAAUUCCUGUUGAGGGUGAAGACGGUAAAACUCGUUAUGGAAUGGUCAUUUUCCAAGGGCUGCUGGCCUUCUGGGGAUUUCUUGCCAACUUAAUACUCAUUAUUGCCCUUGCUUCAUCGAAAAGUGCGCGCCGAUUGGUCAUUACCUUGUACAUACUCAGCUUGACCACCAUCCAGCUUUUGAUGUGUGUUGUAAAUCUACCAUUUGCCGUUUACGAUGAUCUACACAAAUGGAGUUUGGGACAAAGAUUUUGUGAAGCCUGGGUUUUAAUGGACGUCACCCUCAGCUGUAUUUCUGCUCUGGUCAUUGUAAUGAUGAAUAUCGAUCGUUUGAUGUUUGUCCUCGAUGCGAAACGUUAUGUGAAGAACAUGAAGGUCAUUGCUCUCAUUCUGAUGGUCAUCUUUCCAUGGCUGCUCGGCAUUUCAUUGGUCAUCAUUAUAUGGGUGAAAGGCAAACAGAUUUUCCCAGAUUUCCCAGGAAUGUGCGUCUAUGCGCUACACAAAGAAUACGCCAUGGUUUCGCCCUUUGUCAUGUAUUUCAUCCCCGCCUUAAUUAUUCUAGGUCUUACCUUCGCCAUACUGGUCACCGUGGUUCUCCAUCCUCAUCACCGACAACCUCCAGACGGAACCCAUAUGUUUGACGAACAAGGUCAACCACAACUUCCGUAUCCGUUCCGUGAACACAACUCGCUGUUUUCCGUUUGUUUGGUCAACUUUUUUUUCCUUGCCAUGAGUUUCCCCUACAACUGCGAAAAUGCUGUCAUGGCCUUUUGUGAGACGGAUAAUUGCAUGCCACCUUCAGAUCGGCCCCAUAUUUUCUAUUUGUUAGGAAUAUCAUUUCUCGGACUAAACCCGCUGCUGUGGUUAACGUACCAGGAGGUCCGUGGUGCUUUUCUCCGAAUAUUUGAAAAUAUAUGUAAAAGAUAAAUGGUAACAGAAACGAACAGACCUGAAACGAAACGAAGAUUCUUGUUUAAAAAAAAAACAGACAAAAAAUGAAAUUUAAAACGGAAAUAAUUUUGAAAUAUUUGUUAUGUUUUAUUAUUAAUCAAAGAUUUAAACAUAAAGAAAAAGAAAAAAAGAACAUGUUCUAAGAUAUAUACAUAAAAAAAAAUAAUAAUAAAUGGUAGAUUCUUAUUAAAAUGUUGAUACUACGGAUGUCUGGUUGUUGUACAUCUGGCAUUUAUUUAGCUAGCAAAAUGUUGAGUUUGAAAUUGUUAUAUAAAGAUUACAAGAACGAUGAUCGAUGCGAGCAACGGGGAAACAUGUCGAACAAACGUAAUCAACGAAUAUUUUAUUGAAUAGAAACCGUUACAAGUAUAUUGUCUUAUAAGUAUGUACAUAUGAUACAUAUAUAUAUAUAUGAUAUAUAUAUAUAUGUGAUAUAUAG